Zasmidium cellare ATCC 36951 is the source of this 528-nucleotide messenger RNA. RefSeq lists its product as uncharacterized. The record is from RefSeq and is a predicted model, not a curated record. The transcript has a single exon. Gene Ontology annotation, molecular function: guanosine deaminase activity. Gene Ontology annotation, biological process: purine nucleoside catabolic process. The coding region runs from base 1 to 528 and encodes 175 amino acids. NCBI's taxonomy places the organism in Eukaryota, Fungi, Ascomycota, Dothideomycetes, Mycosphaerellales, Mycosphaerellaceae.
AUGAAACCUCACAACAUUUUCCCACCUCGCCCGCCUCGGCCAACAGAUGCACAAAUCAAAGCCGGCAUCGAAGCCUGCCUCGUAGUCCAACGCCGCGCCUUAACAAUGGGCAAAAGACCCUUCUCCGCCGCCCUGAUCGGCCCAGACAACGAAACGGUCCUCCUCACUCAUCAAUCAAUCGACCACGUCAACCACGCCGAAUCAAGCCUCGCUCGUCUCGCAGCAUCCCACUACACUCAGGAGUAUCUCUGGAAAUGCACCUUGUAUUCAACCUGGGAGCCGUGCGCUAUGUGUGCGAGCACUUGCUAUUGGGCGAAUAUAGGCCGGAUUGUGUAUGCCGCUGCUGAGACGCAAUUGGCGGCGCUGACAGGGCAGGGGAAUGAGGAGAAUAUGACUAUGGCUAUGCCUUGUCGGCAAGUUCUGCAGGGGAGUCAGAAGGAUGUUGAAAUCCUAGGGCCGGUGGAAGGCUUGGAUGCCGUUGUGGUGGAGGAGAGCGAUGUCUAUUGGAAGCCAUUGCGAGAAGCAUAG